Molecule: messenger RNA, 237 nt
Organism: Blepharisma stoltei
Lineage: Eukaryota; Ciliophora; Heterotrichea; Heterotrichida; Blepharismidae
Source: the annotation of a GenBank genome assembly
AUGGAAUUUAUACAUGCAAACUAUAAAUUAACCCCAUUUCACAUCAUAUUUCUACUAUCAGAAUACAAAAAAGCACCAAAAAAGGCUCAUAAUAAUUCGAACCAUAUUGGCAAUAUGCUAGAAAGUCAUGAACAGAGCGAGAAUAACAAUCGCAAUUUUGCAAUGCCAGCAACUGUAAUUGAAGAAGAAGAAUACAGAGAGUCCUGACAAUAUUCCCAUCCUUUAAUGAUGACUUAA